UGUUUAUAGGAAUGAGGGUAAUGAGGCCUUAGAGAAAGGAGAUUUCAUCAAUGCUCUUCAUUUUUACACUGAAGGAAUUAAAACAAACUGCAAUGAGAAAGAACUGAAGGCCAAACUGUACAACGACAGGGCUAUUGCACAUUUUAAACUUGGAAAUCACCAGGAUUCACUUAUUGAUGCAGAAGCAGCCAUUGAGUUAAAUCCAACAUUCCUUGAGGCAAUUGUGAGAGGAGCCACUGCCUGUGUUGAACUGAAGAAAUUUGAAGAAGCAAUCACUUGGUGUGAUAAGGGUUUAGCUGUAUCCUUUGAAGGAAUCUUUCAUUUUUAACCAUGGGCAUAAUGGCAAUAUUACAUAAUUUGACAUUUUAAGGGAGAAAAUACAAAGAAGGAUAUUAAUUAUGAUGAGAACUUGUCAGCUCAUACUUUAAGUGUUUGUGAUUAAAAAACGUGGGAAAAUUCAUUUAACCUCAUGACUUAUUAGUGAUAUUACUCCUUUCAGCCACUUUGACUUAGUCAUAUUAUCCAUGCCAUAACACAAGUUUAGUUAAAAGACCAAUAUUCACCCAGUUUGUAAAUGGUCCGUGGGUAGAUGAUCUCUCUGAAACGAGGCUAAAAAAGAAAUUUGGUAAUUUUUAUAUAUAUUAUGCUGAUUUUCCUCAAUCCCUUUAUACUUUUCCAACUACUCAGAGACUCGAAAACUUUCGUCAAGUUUUCUUGUGGACAAAUGCAACUUCUAAAAGGCACGUAUUCAUAUUGUAGACACAUUUCUUCCACUGCUGUAAAAUAUUCAUCUGAUGUUAAAGCUAUAUUAAUUUCAAAAUUGAGAAAGUGUUUCCAAGAUUUUGGAAACAACGGAUUACAUCUAGAUAUUUCAUGUUAAAAUUUGAGGUUCCACACAGAAGAGAACUUUUUGGGAUA
Messenger RNA from Pocillopora damicornis (cauliflower coral), 918 nucleotides. RefSeq lists its product as uncharacterized. Gene Ontology annotation, molecular function: protein binding. Lineage: Eukaryota; Metazoa; Cnidaria; Anthozoa; Scleractinia; Pocilloporidae. The record is from RefSeq and is a predicted model, not a curated record.